Molecule: messenger RNA, 2311 nt
Organism: Dendroctonus ponderosae (mountain pine beetle)
Lineage: Eukaryota; Metazoa; Arthropoda; Insecta; Coleoptera; Curculionidae
Exons: 5
Coding region: 207-1334 (375 amino acids)
Source: RefSeq, a predicted model, not a curated record
CACAGAGAUGUUCUGUGGUUUCGACUGGCAGAAUGACCCUGAUCUAACCUAAACAUCUGCAAAUAACAACAACAGAAACACACAAACAAGAAUAAACCAUAAUAAGUUUAGUUUCAGUUAGAGUUUUAGUUUAGUAAACUGUACUACCUAGAUGUAGUUUGGAGAGCCAACGCAAAAGGGAGGUAACAUCAACGCACUGGCUACAAAUGGCAAUUUACUGCAGCAGGAGCGCUUCCUUGUACCCUUCAACACUUCUAAUUCUAGCACUUAAAAAAUUACAACCCUGUCCGUGUUUUCACCUACAUCAGCCCGCUAAAGACGAACCAGGAGUAUUGGAUGAAUUUACUUCCCAGUUAGUGCAGCGACAACGGUCCAAAUGGCAAUAUCGAACUAGUCUUGCUCAAUCCAACAUCAAGCAGAUAUCAAUUGAACGCGUUGGAAACUCCAUAAAAAUCCUUCACGAUGUGAAUGCUCUACUACAAAACGCCAUUAACUCUAGUGAUAGUGCUGCAAUAGGAGAUUUAACCAACCACUGCAUUAAAUAUGACAAGGCCCCUUUUCUACCGGUGCUCAUCGAAGCCCUAUCUGUGUGUUCUCGUUGUGGUGACAAAGACGCAAUAGUAAAAAUUGUACAGCUCUUUGAAAAAACCAGGCCAGAGUUUUUACACGAGUAUUCCAACUUUGAACACUACAAAGCUGAGGCAAUUUGGAUUAAAGGCGACAUCACAAAGUCACUGACUAUUUUUGAAAAGGUUUAUAAGGAAAACGGAUUUUUGAGACCGAAAGUUCGGAGUACUCUAAAGCACCUAAUUCGUAAUAGCAUAGCAAAUCAUAGUGAAGCCACUCUAGUAAACCUUCUACACUUCUCGGAGAUGCUUGCUGAACAGUACGACGACUACUUCGCCUUAGAUUGUCUUUGGCAAGCUUGCAUGCUCAGUGAAUGGUUUUCAGAUCACCAAAUUGCCUUAGGCCUGUUGGAUAAGUACGAGGGUCUCUGCAGUAUAAUUGUUAAUAAAAUUCCCUUUAUAGUAAAAGUAUCCUUAAAGCAAAACCGAACUGGGGUUGUGCACACUCUUAUCGAGGUUCUGCUGAGGUUUAAAAUGGAAGCAGAACUUUGCCAAGUGAUGCUCAGUCUAAUAGAUUAUUGGAUUCGGAUGGGCGAUUAUCGUCAAUGUAAGGAAGUUGCAUCCUGGUCAGUCCGGAAUGAUGUAAAACUUCCCGCUGUAUAUAAAAAUAAAAAGCUAAUGAAACUCCUAACUGGGGACAUUAAGCAAACGGAAGACAUCUUCGAAACCAAAGCAACCAAACCAAUCCCCAAGGACUUCACGUUUUAGUCGCCCAAAAGGUGGCACUACGCAGCUUUCGGUAAGCUUAGCAUGACUUUGCCCCUAGUUGCCAUGUACAUGUAGAAUUUUUAUUCUAUAAUAAUCUUCUUAAAUUUUGACGACAUUAAGAGCGUACUCUUCUUUACUGAAUGCACAUCUCUGAAGUUGUAGACUAUUUUUCGUUUCUGAGAAAUUUGUUUUUGAAAAACUCAAUUCAAAAUGUGUCCCACAAGUUCUUUGAAAUCCAGCGAAAGUUCACUUGACGAUGAGUGAAAUUCAAAAUUUUCACGACAUUUAGAGCACACUAUUAUUUACUGAACACACAACUCUGAACUUGUAGAGUAUUUUUCGUUUAACUCAUCGCGUCUCUCUGUGCCGCACUUUUAAUUACGCUUAGCAUUUAACCGAGGAACGGAUUAAAGCUUUACGGGGCCCGUGCAUGGAAUUUCAACAAAACAAGAAAAAAAGUCACAUUUUUUAGGACUAACAUUUUACCAAAUGGAUCACUGCAACUCUGUGCCAACUCCUGAAAAUUAACUGGGCUACCCAUACCUAACUAAUAACUAAUAUCGAAUACUGAGCAUUUGCCUAGCCAGGUUUAUGUGAACACCCUGUACAUAUAUAGAAUCAAACAAAUUUAUACAGGGUGUCAAUUAUAGAUUUUUUCCGCCUUAAUGAACCGGUGUGCGUUGAGGUGAACUGUACUUUUCGCUGAUUUUAACAAAUUUCUUAAUAUGGACUUUUAUACCAAGAGUUUUAAGAAUUAAAGCUUUUGAAACGAAACUAGAAGAAUUUUGCGGAGAAAUUUUUAGUAUACGUGCCCCGCCACUAAGUUUGCAGUUGCAGACAAAACAGUCCAAAUAAUAGUUUAAAUAUUUUCCGACUUAGUAACUAUGAAAUAAAAAAGCUUGUUGAGUGUCACUCUGUAGAUUAAAUAGCUUGAAGGACUGUCUAUAAUUUGUAAAAAUAAACAAUCAUUAGACUAA